UUUGUUUGGGUAAUAUUACAAAACGUUUAGGGCAGGCAAAGCGGGUCAAGGUAUUGUAGGCAGUCUAGUAAAUAUCUAAAAUGUAUUUUUGUGGGGGGUUAUAAUACCAUUUUGGUUCGUUCACAACACACCAUGUUAAUGUUGGGAAAACUAUGUUUUGACAGCGAUUUUUUAAAAGCUUCAUAAGGGCAUUAUGAGUUAUGACAACUCCAAAUAAUUUGAUCAAAGGUCAAUCAAUAUCCAGCUCUAAUCGAGACACUGUCAUCAUCCAAAGUCCAUUUUCAUUCACUGACCAACGCGGAAGUUGCUUUGAGGACAGAUUUUCUCGGCCUUCAAGAAGAAACGCUUGUUUUCCUGCUCUUAUAUGAAAUUACCAUACGUGUCACCAAUUUAGGCUUUGGAAUGGGACUGUUCUGAAGACAUUAACCUCCUUCUCAGUUCCUGUCCAACAUCCAGUUGUUGGAUGUUACCAUGGCGAAGGGUCUCAUGGUGACAUAUACUCUGUGGGCAGUUGGUGGAGUUCUGGGCCUGCAUCACUUGUACUUAGGAAGAGACAGCCACGCUCUAUUGUGGAUGCUUACUCUUGGUGGUUUUGGAGUUGGCUGGGCAAGAGAUUUCUUCCGUAUCCCUGCAUAUGUAAGUGAAGCCAACUCAGAGGCAGACAGAAAGAGACCUCGCGAUGCUGUUCAACCACCGGCCGGCCCUGCACGUUUCGCGGGGCAGGUUUGUGUGGGUAUCUAUUUUGGAACAGUGGCUUUGAUUAGCCUUAACUCUCUCAGCUUCUUCUAUGUGAUUGUGCUUCCUCUGUCUGUGGCUGCUGGUGUGCACCUGGUGUCCAGUGUUGGUUCACAGACCUCUGACCUGUGGAAGACACUCCCUGGCUGUGUCUUCACGUCUCUCAUCUUCUACGGCAGCAGCCUCUCCCCUUUGCCCAUCAGUGUUGUAGCUACUGUCACAGCCACACAGAACCGCAAGUUCAAACGGACACAGCCACCAGGACCUCUGUGUCCACGUCUCUUUCGUCUGAGCCUGGUCUUGCUGGCUUUCUCAGCUCCCCUGGGUUACAGCAUUUUCCACAACACCACUGCUACUCUCUACUACAUCUCAGACUGUGUGGCAUCCAUAUUGGACAUGUUCUGGUUUCUUCCGUGGCUUAGAGGUGUUUUGGAGUACUUCCUUCUGUUACCGUACAGAAUCCUGUGUAUGCUGACAGGGGGAAUAGGGUAUAGCGAGGAAGCCUGGAGGAAAGUACUGGACAUCCUGCUCCAAGAACACACUGAGCGAGAGAGACUGGCACUCAAGGUUCUGUCUAUGAAUGAGGAGGCCACUCAAGAGGAGAUCACUCUUCGAUAUAGAGAGCUGGUAAAGAUUUGGCACCCAGACCACAACCUUCACCAGCCUUUGGAGGCACAGAAGAUGUUUAUUAAGAUCCAGGAGGCCUAUGAGACCCUUUCUCACAGACGUAAGCCACGGCGAAAUGGAUGAUUUUUUAUUUAUUUUUUAAAUAAAGACACAAAACCUUACAAUGACAUAA
Clupea harengus (Atlantic herring) is the source of this 1534-nucleotide messenger RNA. RefSeq names its product DnaJ heat shock protein family (Hsp40) member C22 (gene dnajc22). NCBI's taxonomy places the organism in Eukaryota, Metazoa, Chordata, Actinopteri, Clupeiformes, Clupeidae. The record is from RefSeq and is a predicted model, not a curated record. Gene Ontology annotation, cellular component: membrane.